AUGCAUUCUGGCUGCCCCUUGAAUCGACGCGAGCUGGGCCGCGCAUCCUGGGCGUUUUUGCAUACGAUGGCUGCUUUUUAUCCAGAGGAAGCCACGCCAGAGAAGCAAAAGGAGAUGGAGGAGUUUAUGUGGACCUUUGCUUCGGUGUAUCCGUGUGGCUACUGCGGGGAUACCACGUGGCAAGAGAUGAUGCGCCAUCCGCCUCAGGUGAAGACGCGCAGCGAGUUUACGCAGUGGAUGUGUGAACUCCACAACGAAGUGAACGACCGCUUGGGCAAGGAGCAAUUUGACUGUAGCAAGGUCGAGGAGCGCUGGCGCACCGGACCACCCGAUGGCUCUUGCAAGUGA
Molecule: messenger RNA, 348 nt
Organism: Monosiga brevicollis MX1
Lineage: Eukaryota; Choanoflagellata; Craspedida; Salpingoecidae
Exons: 4
Coding region: 1-348 (115 amino acids)
Cellular component (GO): mitochondrion
Molecular function (GO): flavin adenine dinucleotide binding; flavin-dependent sulfhydryl oxidase activity
Source: RefSeq, a predicted model, not a curated record